Molecule: messenger RNA, 4921 nt
Organism: Eleginops maclovinus (Patagonian blennie)
Lineage: Eukaryota; Metazoa; Chordata; Actinopteri; Perciformes; Eleginopidae
Gene: tbc1d14
Product: TBC1 domain family, member 14
Exons: 14
Coding region: 440-2584 (714 amino acids)
Source: RefSeq, a predicted model, not a curated record
UUUAAAAUGGCGGCGGUAGCGUCAAAACAGGUAUGAAAUGUUAACGACACCGGAUAAACUUAUGACAUGUGCUUGUUCUUAUAACACCAGGGAAGCGUGUGGUUUCCUGCAGAGAUGAUGUGACAGAAAAACAUGUCCGUUGUAUUUGAACUUCAUUUUGAUAUAAGGCACUUGAGGAAGCGCUGCUAAAUUCAUCGUCAGUAGCAAGUCCGGGAAGACGUGUUUAUAUUUACCAGCCUCCUUUUCCCCAGAGGUGAAUAUAUGUGUUCUUGAGGUUUUUUUAUUCAACGAAUGACCUCAUACUGGUGCUGUUUGUGUGCUCUAAGCUGCGUUGAAGAGGCAGGGAAAUGAGGGCGGUGCAUCAGCAGUAUCACAGCAUCACCAUGGACCGCUUCAGCAGGCGGCUACCUGCCGGACACCUGUAGCAUCAAACGGCAUCAUGGCAAACACGACCACCGGGAACCGGGACCGCAGAGACAGCCGCUGUGGUUUAUCUGGAGAAGCCAUAGUGCAGAAUGGCUGUGUAGUGACGGACCUGGCUGCCUCUGACCUCCACAAUCACACCAGCCACUGCCACCACGACCUCAGCUCCACCCUGCACAGUGAGUCGGUCGUCCCCACCUACAAGCCAUCCUGCUCCUCCACCCCCAUCUACUACUGCAGCCCCCAAAAAAACUACUCAGACCCGAACCAGGACUGCCACAGCUUGACUUCCCAGGACUCGGGUAUCCCCACUCUGGAGAUCAACCCUCCGGAGCCUAUCCUCCACGCCCACCAACGUGCCGGGGACGGAGGCCUCGUCUCUGACUCCAGUUCCUACUCUCCCGCCACUUUAACUUUGGAGGAUUCUACUGAUGGCAACUCCCUCCGUAAAUCCUCCACCUUCCCCCGCAGCGGGUACGACUCCAUUCGGCACUUAAGUCCCGCACUCAGAUUAUCCACCACCACGGGGACGGGCAUCGGAGCUUUAAACCGCAGCGAUGACAUCUCCAGCAUGUCCAGCAUGAGCACCGAGCUGUCCGUCUCCAAUGAAGACAUCUUGGAUUUCACCGUCACCUCCAGCUCCAGCGCCAUCGUUACCUUGGAGACAGACGACAGUGGCGGCGGUCAUUUCUCAGACGUGACGCUCUCGUCGUCACCUGGAGAUUUAUGGAGUCCUGUACGGGGUCCGCAUCAGGAAGAGGACGGCAGGCUAAAGAAAUUAGGACCUCUAGCAAGUUUAUUCAACAGGAGCCUGUUUGCCAGGAGGGUGAAGGACAGUCGGCCGGUGGAGCAGAAGGAUCCCGGGUGGAAGCUGUUUGGGAAGGUACCCCUCAGGGAAGGCCCCAUUAAGGACCCCAAGAGAAUACAGAAGGAAUAUGAAACAAAGAGUGGCAGAGCUGGACCUGGCAACCCGACGUCUCCCAGGCACGGUGUGAGGAAAAACCUGGACUUUGAGCCCCUCUCCACCACCGCACUCAUACUGGAGGACAGACCUGCCAAUCUGCCUGCCAAGCCCGCCGAGGAGGCCCAGAAACACCGACAGCAGUAUGAGGAGAUGGUGGCCCAGGCCAAGAAGAGAGAGUUGAAGGAGGCUCAGAAGAGGAAGAAGCAGCUGGAGGAUCGCUGUAAGCUGGAGGAGAGCAUCGGCACAGCCGCCCAGAUCUGGAACCAGGAGAUCUUACCCAACUGGAGCACAACGUGUACGUCUCGACGCGUGAGGGACCUGUGGUGGCAGGGCAUCCCCCCCAGUGUGCGGGGCAAAGUGUGGAGCCUGGCCGUGGGCAACGAGCUGAACAUCACACACGAGCUGUAUAACAUCUGUCUGUCGCGGGCCAAAGAGAAGUGGAGGACAACGCCAGUCUCGUCUUUAGAGACGGAAGCUGAAGAUGCUGGUUCGUCAGAUCGGGAGUCAAGCCUGGAGCUCAUCAAACUGGACAUCUCCAGAACUUUCCCCCACCUCUGUAUCUUCCAGCAGGGAGGGCCAUAUCACGAUGUGCUGCACAGCAUUCUGGGAGCAUACACUUGUUACCGGCCCGACGUCGGCUACGUGCAGGGAAUGUCGUUCAUCGCAGCAGUGCUCAUCCUGAACUUGGAGACAGCCGAUGCCUUUAUAGCUUUUGCCAACCUGCUCAACAAGCCCUGUCAGAUGGCCUUCUUCAGAGUCGACCACAGCCUUAUGUUGACUUACUUUGCAGCUUUUGAAGUGUUCUUUGAAGAAAACCUACCAAAGCUCUUUGCACAUUUCCAGAAAAACAACUUGACCCCUGAUAUUUAUUUAAUCGACUGGAUCUUCACGCUGUACAGUAAGUCCCUGCCGCUGGACCUGGCGUGUCGGGUGUGGGACGUGUUCUGCAGAGACAACGAGGAGUUCCUGUUCCGCACGGGGCUGGGCCUGCUGCGCCUCUACCAGGACGUCCUCACCCCCAUGGACUUCAUACACAUGGCUCAGUUCCUCACCCGCCUCCCUGACCUCAUCCCCGCAGAUCAGCUCUUCCAGCACAUCGCCGCUAUCCACAUGACCAGCCGCAACAGGAAGUGGGCGCAGGUCCUGCAUGCGCUACAGAACGAUCCGGAGCGGUGCAGCCCGGUGCUGAAGCGCUGAGCUGAGAUCAGAGGAGAACCAGGUCCCCUGCAGCUCGCAGUGAAACGGUGGACUCUCAGCUGGCAGUACGGGCCUGAGCAAGACCUUUGACCUCAGCAGAACAUGUCUGGUGGUAGCCGCCGAGAUAAACCUCUUCCCUCACUGCUCUAACGGGAACCAGCACCCUGGAGGGGGAGUGAGAAGGAACACGAGGCCUUAUUUAUCUCCCAGCACCCCUCCUCCCCUCAGAGGUCCAGGAGGAGGCGGGAAACUGUAGCUGGUAGAGGCUGAAUAAUGUAUCACACUCCCCCACACACACCAGGCUAAUUCAGAGGAACUUUAAUCCUCCACUCAAAUUUGAAUGCUGUCAACAAUCCUUGAAGCUACACUUCCACUCCUCUUUUGUCUAAAUGUGGCUUUUUAGCACAAACAAAAACUCUGGAAAGAUAUGGUAACAUCUCCUGAGUCAGCGAUAUCUCUUUGUUCCUGCACCUUAUUUUUCUCAUAUAUUCUGUCAGUCCUUCACUUUGAUUUUAUCCUCUGUGUGUUUUUUAAUUUGUGUGUUUUCAAGAACCAUUCCAUGAAGUCAACUCUGUCACGAGUUAAAAUCUAUGAAAUGCUCGUCACCUUCACGCUGGAGACAGAUUGGUGUCUGCGAGAGCACCGCUUUGUUACAUUUGUUUUAAACCUCUAGAAAAAGAGGCUGUGAGCUGCCUGUAAAAUGAAUUUUACAGAUUAUUUAUGUCGAUGAAACUGGAGUAAAUGAUGCUGCUGUAAAACACACGACAACAAACAGUCAGUGUCACACUGGACCUUUCCUGAUGUUUGAGGUACAUUCCAGCUUGCUAGUGUUCUGAUUCCUGAUGUCUUGGUGUGGGUGUGAAUUGUAUUUAUUCAUAUUUAUCAAAACAGGACUUGUUCCAGUCAAAUGAAGGGUUUUUCCUGAGCCCCCCCCCCCCCCUCAAGCACACACUCUAUUUAAACAAUUAAAGUAGUUACAGCCCUAAAGAGAUAGAAAGUCCUCAUUCUAGCAAAUACAUGCUGUAGCCGCUGUAAUCUGAGGGCCUUGGCAUGGCAGCUUGACAUCUGUAGCAACUGCUCGGCUUCUGUCAAGUAUUGAUGGUUUAUGGCGAUACUUUCAUUCAGUUAUCUCCGUCUUUAAGACAAGAAAGCCUUUCAUAGAGUUGACUAGACAUGAUAAAAGGUUGCAAGUGUCUUUUUUUCAUUUCUAACGUGUUGUUUGGACUCAAAUUUCCGGUUCUAAACAUAUGUGGUCGUCAGUAAACACCUGUGGAGCUGUGUGGCCGCUGUUCUCCUAUGGCGCUGUGUUCAGGCCCCGAGUGGCUGCGUUCACAACGUGGUAAAUGUGUCACUGGUGGUUGAGUUUUUAUUACCAGCAUUGGUUUGAGGAGUAAUGAGAUAAAAAUUUACGUGAAAUUCAGAUUGCUUUUCUGUCUAUUCAGAUUUGAAAUCAGUUUAUUUGUGGACGGUUCGUGAUUUCUUGAGCUUAAUAAAUGAAGGACCAUCUUCCUUAUAAUCCCGGACAGGAUGAUAAAUAUCUUUUUGCCCCUUUUGCACAGAAACUGCUCCCAUUUCUUCGUAAGAAACUCUUGUUACUCCCUUUUGUUUCCUGUACUAAUGAUGAUUUAUUUGAGCUUAAAUGUACUUUAUUAAAUGCCUGGACUGCAGCUGAAGCAGGGUUCUAAAAUGGGUUUAAAAACAGGAAGCGCCUUUCCUUUGUAAAUCAUCAUGUUGCGCUUGUCUGUGUUUCGGUGUCUGCGUUAGCUAAGCACCAUGCAGCACACUUUCUGAUCACGCUUCUCGAUGCACUCCCCCCCCCCCCCCCCCCCCCGCACUCCCCCCUCUACUCCCCCCAGUGUUGUGACACACCGCAGGACUGCAAUAAAGCUUUUUGCACAUACAUGUAAGCCUUUGAGUUGUGCCUCGCAUCACCACUUUGUCAUCAAUCGCAGGUUUAAACGGGUUGUUUGUUUUGAUCCUUUUUUUGAGCUCAAGUCAUGACAAUGCAAGUGCGUGUGUGUGUGUGUGUGUGUUUAUGUGUUUGUGUUAAGUGACAUUCGCACCAACACUACCCUCCUAUCAGAAAACAUCACUAUGUGAUCCACAAUGAAGCAACAUUCAAUCAAACUAAUUUGAAUAUAAAGUGUAAUAUGCUAUCAUUUUUUGUUUGUUUUGCUCUCUCCUCCCCCCCCCCCCCCCCCCUCAAGAGACCUGUGGUACUGUAGGAGUGACAGACUCACAUGGAGACAGCUGAGGGUGACCAUGCAACUUUGUCUCACUUGAACUGUAUAUAAAUGGUUUUAUUGAAAAUAAAAAGCUGUACAUAUUCAACCAGAA